Schistosoma mattheei is the source of this 1052-nucleotide messenger RNA. Lineage: Eukaryota; Metazoa; Platyhelminthes; Trematoda; Strigeidida; Schistosomatidae. The record is from the annotation of a GenBank genome assembly.
GUUUGAUUUAGCGAAGUCCAUAUGGGAAAUUAUCUUACUUCUGUGGGUGGAUAUUUUAUACCAAUAAACGCCAUGAAGUGAGCUACCUGAUACUAAGUGGUAUGCUUAAUAGUAAAACCCUCUCGUCUUGUUAAAACGUGCACACGAAGAUUUGUAUUCAUAGUUUUUAUUGCAAUAGGAUCCCCUUUGUUGUUUGAUUGGCUUAACAAUACACACAGUUAAUCGUGAAAAUCUACAAGAAAUAAGAUGCAAGGCUAUGCUUCUUAUACUGGAGGCCCAGUUGGGUUUGGUGAUCCUAACAGUAAGUAUAUUUCGAGUACAGAACGCAGCAACGUAAUUUCAAAAUUUGUACAAGAGAAACUUAUUAGUGAAUUAUGUGUAGAAGAGUGGAAAGAUUGGCGAAAGUGCAUACGUGGAAAACGAGGCGAGUGGUUCGGUACCUGGAAAUGCAAACCUAAAUAUCAGAUAUUUGAACAGUGUCAGAUGAGAUUGCUAUAUGACGGCGGUGACAAUACUAAUCCAGUCUUCUCAGGUGUCAAAAGACAAUCUUCCACAGUAUGUGGGUCUGAGAAAUGAUAAGUGCCCUCAUACUUCAAGGUCAUUUUGUUUACCUCAAAUCUCUUAUUCACUGCUUCAUCUUUUUUCUGUUUUCAGUAUCGCCCGUCCUCAUCUAGCUUUGAGUUUUAUGUGUGUCACUAAUGUGAACAAAAUGCUAUUUCUGGUCAGUAACUAUGGAUUAGAUAAUCAUUUAUUCUCAGCAAGUACCAACUAUCAUAAAGAGAGACACUAUUCAACCAGGUGACCCCCAAAAUAGACUGCCUUGCUACCAGCUACCAUUUAUGUGUGUGACAGAAGACGACCGCUUCUCAUAGAGCGUGCAUUUUGAUGCGUUUUACUGGAUAAAAUACAGCGCUGAUACUACUAGUUUAAACCAAAAGUUAGGGAAAUAACAGAUUUUAUAAGCUUUUACUGAAUUGAUGAAAAACGACUUCAAAGUAAACUGACAACGAUCACGGACAAUUGUUGACAAAAAAAGCAAAUUGGAUUGAGGA